CUCCAAACACUGAGUAGUGGACACACAGAGUUCUGCACUCUCUUUCACUGAAGAAAGAGCAGAACAGAAAUAGAGGAGAACAAAAAAAAAUCCUAUGGCUUCUUGUGCAGAAGCAAGGCUCAAAUCCCUGUGCCACCAUCCACUCUUCAUCAUCUUGCUUGCUCUCUCAUUGCUGCAGACAAUCACAACACUGGAUGAGCAGGAGGCUGAUAGGGUUGCCUUCCUCCCUGGGCAGCCAAGGAGCUCACAGCAGGUCUCUCAGUUCUCAGGUUACAUCACUGUGAACAGCCAGAAUGGCAGGGCACUGUUCUACUGGUUCUUUGAGGCCCAGUCACUGCCCUCCAAGAAGCCUCUCCUUCUCUGGCUCAAUGGAGGUCCUGGCUGCUCAUCUGUGGGCUAUGGAGCAGCUUCUGAAUUGGGGCCACUCAUGGUCAAUGGAAAUGGUACUGGUUUGGAAUUCAACAAGUUUUCCUGGAAUAAAGAGGCCAAUUUGUUGUUCUUGGAAUCUCCUGUUGGAGUUGGCUUCUCUUAUACAAAUACCUCUUCUGACCUAGACAACAUUGACGACCGUUUCGUCGCUGAGGACUCCUACAAUUUCUUGGUGAAUUGGUUCAAGAGGUUUCCUCAGUACAAAAACCAUGACUUCUACAUCUCUGGAGAGAGCUAUGCAGGGCACUAUGUUCCUCAGCUUGCUGAUGUGGUUUAUGAGCGCAACAAGCACCUUGAAACAGAUCAGCAUAUCAAUUUGAAAGGGUUUAUUGUUGGCAAUGCAGAGACUGAUGAUUACUAUGACUACAAGGCACUAGUCGAGUUUGCAUGGAGUCAUUCAGUGAUCUCAGAUCAACUUUAUAAGCAUGUCAACAGUGUCUGCGACUUCAGGUUAUCACCCCGUAGCAAUGAGUGUGACCAUGCAAUGGGAUCUGUAUAUUCCCAGUAUGACAUGAUUGACAUUUUCAAUGUAUACGCACCUAAGUGCAACAGUGAUCAAUCAGAGCUCUUUUCCACCUCUGACGGUACAGCUGCUAUGAAAGCUAAGAAGAGACUUAAAGGAAUGAGGAUGUACUCAGGGUAUGAUCCUUGCUAUUCGAUGCACAUCGAAGAUUACAUGAACAAGAUGGAUGUACAGAAAUCACUUCAUGCGAAUACCAGUGGAUUGAUCAAGGAUAGAAGAUGGAGUAUCUGCAGCUAUUCAAUUUUCGACAACUACAAUAUCACGGUCUUCUCUGUUCUUCCUAUUUACUCUAAGCUUAUUAAGGCUGGACUAAGAGUCUGGAUGUACAGCGGCGAUGUGGAUGGUAGGGUUCCAGUUAUUGGAUCCCGGUACUGCGUAGAAGCCCUCGGCCUUCCUAUUAAGUUGCAGUGGCAACCAUGGUACCUAAACAAUCAGGUUGCUGGGAGAUUUGUUGAGUAUCAAGGGUUGACAAUGGCCACUAUCAGAGGAGCAGGCCAUGCAGUGCCUCAAGACAAGCCAGAACAAGCACUUGUGCUAAUUAAUUCCUUUCUUUCAGAAACGCAACUACCAACAAAAACCAACCGAUGAAUUCAACCUUGAUGAGAUUUACUCAAAGAGAACAGCAAAGAAUAAAUAAGUAGUAGCAUAUGAAAAUAUGAAAUAAUACGUGUAUUUUAGGCGCUUUCUGUGUGCAAUUGUCAGUGU
Oryza brachyantha (malo sina) is the source of this 1657-nucleotide messenger RNA. RefSeq names its product serine carboxypeptidase-like 26. Gene Ontology annotation, cellular component: vacuole. The record is from RefSeq and is a predicted model, not a curated record. Bases 95 to 1540 code for a protein of 481 amino acids. Gene Ontology annotation, molecular function: serine-type carboxypeptidase activity. Gene Ontology annotation, biological process: proteolysis. NCBI's taxonomy places the organism in Eukaryota, Viridiplantae, Streptophyta, Magnoliopsida, Poales, Poaceae. The transcript is spliced from 10 exons.